CCGUAGAGUUGUCUGGAGGUUCUCAAUUAACUUUCUCCGAAGUGGUGAUUUGCCUCGACUUUUCUGUACCCAAUCUUUUUUAAAUAAUUAAAACACAUCAUUCUGCAAUUUACUGAUUGUGUUGUCAACCCAAUAGCUUGUGGUCUAAGAAACAAUGGAGAUGGAGCAGCAGUUGGAGUGGAAUGAAGCACAGAAGAUUGUAAUAAAUGUAGACCUUAUUGCUGCAGCCAAACAGCACCUUGAGUUUCUUGCUACCAUUGAUAGGAACCGUUGGCUCUAUGAAGGCCCUGGUUUGAAUAUGGCAAUUUAUAGGUACAAUUCGUGUUGGCUACCGUUGUUGGCAAAACACUCUGAGUGCCCCUUCUUUGAAGGACCUUUGGUUGUUCCCCUUGAUUGUGAAUGGGUUUGGCAUUGCCAUAGGCUCAAUCCUGUUAGAUACAAGACUGACUGCGAGCAACUAUAUGGGAGGAUUCUUGACAACCAUAACAUUGUAUCUUCUUUGAAAGGAAUAUCAAAAAUGGAAACAGAAGAGACAUGGAAAAAUUUGUAUCCGAAUGAACCGUAUGACUUGGAUUCAGCAAGAGCUCUUUCAGAUAAAAACCCUGCACAAAUUCUAGAAUCUGAAAACUGCAGUAACUAUGAUUUAGUCUCUGCUGUUAAAAGGCAAAGCCCCUUCUUCUACCAGGUGUCUAGACCCCACAUGACAAAUGAGGUCUAUCUUGAAGGAGCUGUGGCUCGAUACAAGGGUUUCUUACACUUAAUCCGGAGAAACAUAGAAAGAUCAAUUAAGAGCUUCUCUGUUCCAACUUAUGACAUUGACCUUAUAUGGCACACUCACCAGUUACAUCCUAUUUCGUAUUGUAAAGAUCUUGUUGAUAUCAUGGGUAAGGUGUUAAAUCAUGAUGAUACUGAUUCAGACAGAACAAAAGGGCAGAAGCUGGAUACUGGGUUUUCUGGAACUACAAAACUCUGGGAGGAAAUAUAUGGUUUAAGAUAUUGGAGGGCAGGUGCAAUGUAUAGAGGAAAUACACCAUCUCCUCUUAGAACUUGUGCUUACGCCUCCAAUCCCGUGAGCAAGAAGGAAGAUACCUUCCAUGCGGAUCAGAAGAUAAUUCAUCUUCCAGAGAUGAAAGUUUUGGAAGUCAUGUUGGAGAUCAUAGGCAUAAGAAACUUACCUGAAGGUCACAAGGGAGGCUUCUUUGUUUACUUUAGCAAGUCACAGCCUGAUAGAAUCUUCAAUGCAAAAAAGAAACUUACUAUUUUCUCUGAGACUGGGGAAAAGCAGGUUGCUUACUUCCAAUGUGAACCUUGUGGACAUCUUCUAUUAGAAAUCAUGUCCCAGUCAUCCCAUCAUUUGUCGAUUUCAAAAUCUGUUGAAGUUAUAGGUUCUACUGCUCUCUAUUUAAACGAUUUGACUUGCCCAGCUUCAAAACUCACAAUGGAGAAAUGGUUGGAAGUUGUGCCAACCAAUAAAGUAGAAGCAUUGGAACCAAUCUGUAUACGAGUAGCUGUAUCAGUUACAACACCUAGUGCUGCACCAUAUGUGUUUCACAUGGUUUGCGCCGGAGCAUUCUCAAAAAUUUCUUGUUUUUUCACAUUUCGUGGAAGGAUUCAGUAUGCAAAGAAUUGGACUCGUGUCAUUGAUGAUGCUGGUGAUGAGAUCGUUAGCCUACAAAUGAGGAACUCCAAGAUAUCAAAGAGAAUGAGUGAUUCUACAUUGCAAAAGGAGUUGAUCGGCAUCAACAAAGCUGGUGAGACGCAUACUCUUGCUAAGUUAGUUGGGAAAGCGUGGUUGUUAAUGGAUUCCCACUGGUCCCUCCAAUUUCAAACUUGCAGUGGCGAUGAUGGUUACCUUUUGGAGUUGGUUGGUGGUUCCAGGAUUAUAAAGUUCUUCCCUGGUCAAAAAUUGGAUUAUGAGCACAAGCAUUGUGCAAAGGGAAGAAAUCAAGAUGAUUUUAUGACGGCAAUUGAAUUCUCUUCAGAGCACCCAUAUGGAAGGGCACUGGCGUUGCUCGACUUAAAAUGUGGUGUUAUCAAUGUCAAAGAGGAGUGGUUACUUUUGCCUGGCAUCAUAACAGCUUUUAUACUAGGUGAUAUUUUGAGAAAGAAAGGGUAUAGCAGCUUGCUGAGCAUUGGCAACAAUUUGAGGGAUAAGAAUACUUCAAUUGAAGAAACUAAUGCAUGCAAUGAAUAGGGCAACAAAAGUAGUCUGAAACUCUGAUGCUGAGAAGGCAAUGAAUGUUGGAAAUGUGUGUUUAUACUUGUUAAUAUGCUUGUGUAUCUGUUUGUGCAGGUGUGUAUGAUGUAUAUAAUAAUGUAUAAAAGCUGAAUAAGUUUCUGAGUUCUCAAUUA
Molecule: messenger RNA, 2352 nt
Organism: Lycium ferocissimum
Lineage: Eukaryota; Viridiplantae; Streptophyta; Magnoliopsida; Solanales; Solanaceae
Product: glycine-rich domain-containing protein 2-like
Exons: 8
Coding region: 155-2194 (679 amino acids)
Source: RefSeq, a predicted model, not a curated record